AUGAUGCGGCGCACGCUGCUCUGGCUCGUGAACUUCGAGCCCGUCUUCAUGCCAGCCCUCUCCCCGUCGAUGGAGACGGGCACGGUAGUCGAGUGGAAGAAGAAGAUCGGCGAGCUCGUGAAGGAGAGCGAUGUCUUCUGCACCAUCCAGACGGACAAGGCAGUAGUGGACUACACGAACACCUUCGAGAGCGGCUACCUCGCCAAGAUAUACUGUGGGAACGGCCAGUCUGCCCCCGUCGCCAAGACGAUCGCUGUGAUGGUGAGCGACGCCGCGGAUGUCAGUAAGGCGGACGAGUACACGCCUGAGGGCGAGGUGCCUGCCGCGGAGGCGGAGGCACCCACCGCUGCUGCUGUUGCCGCAGCGCCGGCCGCUGGUGGUGCCUCUUCUAAGGCACCGGAAGGCGUCACCUGUGAGCCCGUCUUCAUGCCAGCCCUCUCCCCGUCGAUGGAGACGGGCACGGUAGUCGAGUGGAAGAAGAAGAUCGGCGAGCUCGUGAAGGAGAGCGAUGUCUUCUGCACCAUCCAGACGGACAAGGCAGUAGUGGACUACACGAACACCUUCGAGAGCGGCUACCUCGCCAAGAUAUACUGUGGGAACGGCCAGUCUGCCCCCGUCGCCAAGACGAUCGCUGUGAUGGUGAGCGACGCUGCCGAUGUGGAGAAGGUUGCCAACUACUACCCCGAGGAUGCCGUUGGCGGGCCGCCGGCUUCCGCCGCUGACCCUUCUGCCGCCGCUGCUGCUGCUGCGUCAGCUCGACCGGCUCCAUCCGCCGCGUCUGCCAAGCACUACGGUGGCUCGCUCGAUGCGGCGGUGGCGGCUAGUGGCCCAAGUGUGGCCCGCAUUGCUGCUGGUCUGGAGACCAGCACCCUUGCCGGCAUCGCUCCCUCUGGCAAGGGUGGGCGUUUCCUGAAAUCCGACUUUUCUGGUCAACCCGGCUUCGACUACAACGACACCACGCCGGCGCGAGCGAUGCAGCAGAAGGCGGCCCCCGCCGCUGCCGCUGAUGAGGCGAGUAAGACGGCUGCGAAGUCUGCUGCCCCGGCGGCGGUAAGCGGGGACAUCUACAACGUUGUUCUCAAGCCCGGCCCUGUGUACAAGAGCGUCAGCGACACGGCCCUGCUGAAGAAGCUCAUGCACACCAUGCACGUUCCGAAGCCAAAGUUGAAGAAGGCCGCCGAGUAA
Molecule: messenger RNA, 1185 nt
Organism: Leishmania major strain Friedlin
Lineage: Eukaryota; Euglenozoa; Kinetoplastea; Trypanosomatida; Trypanosomatidae
Product: dihydrolipoamide acetyltransferase precursorlike protein
Exons: 1
Coding region: 1-1185 (394 amino acids)
Biological process (GO): pyruvate decarboxylation to acetyl-CoA
Cellular component (GO): pyruvate dehydrogenase complex
Molecular function (GO): dihydrolipoyllysine-residue acetyltransferase activity
Source: RefSeq, a predicted model, not a curated record